AUGGUUCUCACCGCUCAUUUUAUUGAUGAUGAUUGGAUGUUACAUAAAAAGAUUUUGAACUUUUGUGUCAUUCCAAAUCAUAAGGGAGAAUCCAUUGCUCAACUUUUGGAGGAGUGUUUGGUGGAGUGGGGCAUAGAGAAGGUGUUAACUAUUACGGUUGAUAACGCUUCGGCAAAUGAUUCCGGCUUAAGGGAUUUGGUGGACCGAAUAAGUGGGUGGGGGAUUCCUAAUGCACUUUUGCAUGAUAGAAAAUAUUUGCACAUGAGGUGUGUUGCUUAUAUUCUUAAUUUGGUAGUGAAUGAUGGGAUAAAGAUGUUGAAUACCGUCAUACAAGGCAUUCGUAAUGCGGUUAGGUAUGUAAGAUCUUCCCCUCAAAGGUUGGAGAGCUUUAAAAGGUGUGUUGAGAAAGUGAGAAUAGAAAACAAAGGGCUUGUGAUUUUAGAUGUCCCUACUAGGUGGAAUUCUACAUUUUUAAUGUUGGAAUUGGUUUUGAAGUUCAAGAUGGCUUUUGAUUGGUUGAAAGUAAAUGAUGGUCAUUACCUUCCUUACUUUACUAAAGAAAAUCAUGAUAAUAUAAGGGAAGGGCCACCUUCGACUUAUGAUUGGAGUGAGGCGGGAAUAUUUGCGUCCUUUUUGAGACCUUUCUACAAAGUCAUUUUAAAAGUGUGUUCUUCUAAUAUUCCAACAAUUCAUACUACUUUUGGUGAUUUGUUUAAGAUCAAAAGUCUCCUCCUUGAAAACAAAGAUAAUGAAUUCUUGUCUAUGAUCUCCAUGUUGACGCAAGAAAAAUAUGCCAAAUAUUGGGGUUCAAUUGAGGAUAUGAAUCAAUAUGCUUUUGUUGCACUUGUGCUUGAUCCUCGCCAUAAAUUGGAGAAGGUGGUUGGUUAUUAUGAGAUGCUAUAUGGCGAGGACGAGGAAAAAGUUGAAAUUGCAACCAAUACGGUGAAAGAUUUGUUGUUUGAUCUUUACAUGAUUCAUGAAGAGUUAUCUUUUGAUACACAACAAAGCACAAGUAGUGGUGGUAGUUCUCAAUCGACAACUACAAGUGGAGAUCCUUUAUCAAGCAUGACAAAGAUUGAAAGAAAGUUGAAAGAGAAAAGUGAAAUGAGAAAAGCAAAGAGAGUCGUAUUGUGCACUAUGAUUUGGAUAGGUUUCUUUCGGAUCCUAAUGAAGGGGAAGAAGAGCCAAACUUUGAUAUCUUGA
This is a messenger RNA of Pyrus x bretschneideri (Chinese white pear), 1203 nucleotides long. Its product is annotated as zinc finger BED domain-containing protein RICESLEEPER 2-like. NCBI's taxonomy places the organism in Eukaryota, Viridiplantae, Streptophyta, Magnoliopsida, Rosales, Rosaceae. The record is from RefSeq and is a predicted model, not a curated record. Gene Ontology annotation, molecular function: DNA binding. Bases 1 to 1203 code for a protein of 400 amino acids. The transcript has a single exon.